Molecule: messenger RNA, 1989 nt
Organism: Centropristis striata (black sea bass)
Lineage: Eukaryota; Metazoa; Chordata; Actinopteri; Perciformes; Serranidae
Product: cytochrome P450 2C23-like
Exons: 9
Coding region: 46-1521 (491 amino acids)
Biological process (GO): xenobiotic metabolic process
Cellular component (GO): cytoplasm; intracellular membrane-bounded organelle
Molecular function (GO): heme binding; iron ion binding; oxidoreductase activity, acting on paired donors, with incorporation or reduction of molecular oxygen, reduced flavin or flavoprotein as one donor, and incorporation of one atom of oxygen
Source: RefSeq, a predicted model, not a curated record
CUGUUGAGCAGAGAAGAGUUAAGAAGACUGAGUGUUGAGAGCAUAAUGGACUUCUCUACAACAGUGAUCUUGGGAGGGCUAAUUUUGGCUCUGCUGUGGCUGUUUACCAUCAAAAACAGCAAGAAGUAUCGUUUGCCUCCAGGACCUACGGCACUUCCUCUCAUAGGAAAUCUGCCACAACUCGACAAAAGAAAACCUUUUAAAAGCUUUAUCAAGUUCAGUAAAAGCUAUGGUCCUGUGAUUACGCUGUACCUUGGCUGGCAGCGGACGGUUAUUCUGGUAGGAUACGAUGCAGUGAAGGAGGCUCUGGUGGACCAGGCAGAUGACUUUGUGGGCAGAGGGCCACUGCCAUUUCUGAUUAAAGCUACCAGGGGUUAUGGUUUGGGGAUCAGUAAUGGAGAUCGUUGGCGCCAGCUGCGACGUUUCACACUGACGACACUGAGAGACUUUGGUAUGGGUCGCAAGGGGAUGGAAGAGUGGAUCAAAGAGGAGAGCCAACACUUGAAAGCCCGCAUAGAAACUUACAAAGGCACGCCUUUUGACCCAACGUUCUUGCUGGGCUGCACUGUGUCCAACAUAAUCUGCUGCCUUGUGUUUGGCGAACGCUUCACAUAUGAAGACAAGAAGUUCCUGCACCUCCUCAAUGUCAUGAAUGGGAUUUUCAAGUUUAAUAGCAGCUUUCGGGGUCAGAUGUUCAACAUCUUUCCCUGGAUCAUGGAGCAUAUUCCCGGCGAGCAGCACAAAGUUUUUUCCCAGGUCGAGGAUGUUAGAGAUUUUAUCAACGUGAAAAUCAAGGAGCACAAAGACACACUGGACCCCAGCUCCCCGAGGGACUUUAUCGACUGCUUUCUCAUCCGAAUCAAUCAGGAAAAGGACAAUCCAGCAUCUGAGUUCAACCAUGACAACUUGGUCUCUACUGUGAUGAAUCUAUUCCUGGCAGGAACAGAAACCACCAGCUCCACCAUCAGAUAUGGCCUCAGUGUGUUAGUUAAACACCCUGACAUACAGGAGAAAAUGCAGCAGGAGAUUGACACUGUGAUUGAAAUGGGUCGUCCUCCCAGCAUGGAGAACAGGAAGUCUCUCCCCUUCACAGAUGCAGUCAUCCAUGAGAUUCAGCGCUUCCUGGACAUCGUCCCCUUCAGCCUCCCUCACUACGCACUCCACGACAUCUCCUUCAGGGGUUACACAAUCCCCAAGGACACUGUGAUUAUUCCGUUGUUGCACUCUGUGCUGAAAGAGGAAAAGCAAUGGGAAACUCCCUGGUCCUUCAACCCCAAACACUUCCUGGACCAGAAUGGCAACUUUAAGAAAAACCCUGCAUUUCUGCCAUUUGCUGCAGGGAAGAGAGCCUGUGUCGGCGAGUCUCUGGCUCGUAUGGAGCUUUUUAUCUUCCUGGUUUCAAUGCUGCAGAAUUUCACCUUUACCUGCACCGAUGGCCCCGAUAGUAUGAACCUCAAUCCAGAGUACAGCGGCUUUGCAAAUGUGCCUCGCAGUUACAAUAUCAUCGCCACGCCACGGUGAAAAGAGGAGCUUCACUCACACAGUCAAGGACAGCUCUACAGCUUAGAUGUACAACAUACACUUCAUUAUGCAGCAAUGUUUGUUGAUGUUUGCUGAUUCCUGCCUGAUAUAGCAAGUUUUUUUUAUAUAUAUUUAAUCGAUUCUUGACUCCUUUAUAAACUGUUAAUGUGCUUUCCUGCACAAAAAUAAAUCUACAUUAAAAAAAGAAAUGUAUUGCUACAUAACUGCUAUAAAAGUAGUUAGACCUUUUAUUCACACAAAUGUAAAAAACAAAACAAAAAAAAGACUUCCUGCUGUGCAAGAAUUGUGUACAUACCAAUUAUUUUCUUUAUAUUGUGAUUCUACAUGACUUUUGAUUGGAAAAAAAGUUAUUGAACAAGGACAUUUAUCCACUUAUUAUAGAGAUGUAAUAAUAACCUGUUUUAUUUGACAAAUUUACUUUUGUAUCUUUGCACUGUUACAAUUUCU